Messenger RNA from Lactuca sativa (garden lettuce), 1084 nucleotides. The record is from RefSeq and is a predicted model, not a curated record. NCBI's taxonomy places the organism in Eukaryota, Viridiplantae, Streptophyta, Magnoliopsida, Asterales, Asteraceae.
AAACGAGGAAGUUCGAGUAAAGCGAAAGACGAAAGACGGAGAAUUCGUGAACUCAAUCAGUGAAUUGAAAAUCAUAGUAUAGUCGAUUUAAGCAUAUGACUUGUAAUAUUGAGGAGAAAUCAUUCUGGGUUGAACUGGGAGCCGAUUUAGUCAAGUGUGAUGGUGUCACUGGAAAUGUUCAACGCCUUCAUCUCAAAGGAGAUUACUUCUAUGACUACUUAGUUGGUAAAAAGGUGAGCUCCUCUUUGGCAGAGUUGAGGCAUCUCAAAUACCUCGACUUGAGUGGGAAUCGUUUUUUUUUUUUUUUUUUUUUUUUUGAAGGAAGUCAUAUACCAGAGUUCAUUGGAUCCUUGAAACACCGGAGCUACCUCAAUCUCUCUUAUGCUGGUUUUGGUGAUGAUAUGGCGUGGGCCUUUAGCCUUUCGUCACUCCAGCUUCUCUACUUGAGUGCAGUGGAUCUUAGUCGAGCACAGAACUGGGACAUGGUGCUUCACAUGAUUCCCUCGUUAAAAUACCUCCAUCUUCGCUACAAUUCUUGUAAAGGUGGGAGUUUGUGCAUGAACAAUUCUUACCAAAGAAGAGGUGAAAACGUUGCAAAUAGGCAUCUGGCGAAUGUCAAAGAUUUGGUGAUAGCUUCAAGAAUGCAAAAUCCAUUUUAAUUGGAAAGGUCAUUGAAGAUGCAUCAUAUAUUAUCCUCCAAACCAUGUUACAGGUCAGUUUUUUCUAACUCAAGUGGGUGAGUUUUUCUAUGUGAAUCUCAUAAUAGUUGAAAAACACAAUAUCUCGGAUACACCACAGUACACUUUAAUAAAAUAAUUAAAUAAACCAAGUGUCGAAAAAUAAUGAUAAAACAUAAACUUUUGGGGGAUCCUUUGUGGACUUUAAGAAUCAUAUAUAUGUGAGGUCCACCAUGAAACUAUUUAGACCUAUCAUGUUACCAUUGGCCUGCUAACCUAUUCACAAGUUCGUGUAUCAUUUCCCACUUAAAUAUAUUGAAAUAAUAAUGUAGUUUUUUAAAUUCACAUGUUCCUGUAUCAUUCCUGACUUUAAUACAUAAAAAUAACAAUAUAGUUUUAAAAUAAUG